Labeo rohita (rohu) is the source of this 692-nucleotide messenger RNA. It is a transcript of the gene taf13, whose product is annotated as TATA-box binding protein associated factor 13. Gene Ontology annotation, biological process: transcription by RNA polymerase II. The coding region runs from base 114 to 488 and encodes 124 amino acids. Gene Ontology annotation, cellular component: transcription factor TFIID complex. NCBI's taxonomy places the organism in Eukaryota, Metazoa, Chordata, Actinopteri, Cypriniformes, Cyprinidae. Gene Ontology annotation, molecular function: protein heterodimerization activity. The transcript has 2 exons. The record is from RefSeq and is a predicted model, not a curated record.
UUUUAAUGUCUCCUUCCAGUCCCGCAUUAUGUGCAAAUGAAUGAACAGUAGUUCCUGUCUUUGCAUUUGCUGGUUGGGGUGCUUUGUUUUUGUUCCCGUUGGGUUUUUACAUAAUGGCUGAGGAAGAGGAUGAUCCCGGUUUUGACGAGGACAUAGACGACGGAGGAAACGGGGCAGACUCUGGCCAAGGUAAAAGAAAGCGACUUUUUUCCAAGGAGCUUCGCUGCAUGAUGUAUGGGUUCGGAGACGACCAAAACCCCUACACCGAGUCAGUGGAUAUACUGGAGGAUCUGGUGAUCGAGUUCAUCACGGAGAUGACGCACAAGGCGAUGUCUAUAGGGCGCCAGGGACGCGUGCAGGUGGAGGAUAUUGUGUUUCUCAUCCGCAAGGACCCUAGAAAAUUUGCGAGAGUCAAGGACCUGCUCACUAUGAACGAGGAGCUGAAGAAAGCUCGGAAAGCUUUUGACGAAGCAAAUUAUGGGUCUUGAAAUUGGCCUUCGGUUGCUAUGUUGUUUCAAGUGAAAAGGGUCAUUUUCUCCUCUAAUGGAGUUUUACCUUUUGUAAACCUUAGUCCACUUUUCUUACAGCUUUGUGUUCAUUCAGUUGCUUGACAGUUCACAGUUCCUUUACUCUGUGUGUGUGUUUUUUUUUACAGAUGUUGUACAAUAAAGAUAAAACUGUUAAACUUGUAA